Messenger RNA from Microtus ochrogaster (prairie vole), 615 nucleotides. Its product is annotated as basic salivary proline-rich protein 4-like. The transcript is spliced from 3 exons. The record is from RefSeq and is a predicted model, not a curated record. Bases 1 to 615 code for a protein of 204 amino acids. NCBI's taxonomy places the organism in Eukaryota, Metazoa, Chordata, Mammalia, Rodentia, Cricetidae.
AUGCCUGUGGUCCUGCUGACAGUGGCCUUGCUGGCCCUGAGUUCAGCUCAGAGCUCAAGUGAAGAGUCUGGGGAUCAAGACGAGUACAUACUUUUGAGAUCACCUCCUGGAAGACACUCACUUGGAUCCUCUGUUGGAAGUGAAAGUCAAGAGGGAAUACUUUACCCAAGACCACUCCCUGAUGGAGGCAGACACUCACCUUCUCUCCCUCCACUUCCCUACGGAUCACCCCAUGGUGGAGACAAACACUCCCAUUCUCGCCAUCUGCCACAACACCAUGAACAAACCCAUGGUGGAGGUAACCAAACACAACAUUGUCCAUCUCAUCCUGACCAAGGAAAUGAAACACAGCCUCGUCUCCUUCAGCCUGACCUACACAAUCAGAAACAACCUAGCCCUCCUCGCCCUGACCUAGGCAACCAGACACAGCCUCAUCCUCCUCUCUCUGACCUAGGCAACCAGACACACCCUCCUCGCCCUGACCUAGGAAACCAGACAGAGCCUCAUCCUCCUCUCUCUGACCUGGGCAACCAGACACAGCCUCUCCCUCCUCGCCCUGUCCUAGGCAACCAGACACAGACCACCCCAGUAUGGAGGCAAUCAUACUGGAUCUGA